CAACAACAGCGACGACGACGACAGACGCCCCUCACUCGUCGCGCACGAUGGCGACCACGCUCGGCCUCGACCCGUCUGACCCGCUCAACCUGCUCAUCCACAACGCGCACCCGGACACCUCGUCCUCCUCGUCUUCCUCUGAGGAUGACUCGCAAGAAUCGAGCGCAGGUGGCAGCCCGCCCUCGUGGAACGAGCUCUCCACCCUCUGGUCAUCGUCGGAGCACGCCGACCUCUCGCCGUCGAAAGCAGGCGGGGAGCUGGGCACUGGCACGCUCGACUUGUUCGCGCCGAUGGACAUGGACUUCGACCCGCACCACCAGGACCUGUCCGUCGACCCCGCCGCGCUGCACUUCGACGCCCAGAAGCUCUUCGCCGCCGCCAACGACCCCACCGCCUACGCGAGCGCCAACCCCGACUUCGGGAUGUUCGCCCCAGGCGACAUCGACCUCGUCUCGAUGCUGUCCUCCUUCACCAACGCACUCGGCACCGACGCCGACCCGUUCGCGCCCUCGCCCUUCACGACCACGCCCGACUUUGACUUUGCGUCGAGCAUCGAUCUCGGCCGACCGCGGCGUUCGAGCGUCACCUCGUCCUCCUCCUCGUCCGGCGCAUCGCUCUCGCCCGUCAUCGAGCCGCGCAGCUCCGCCUCCUCGGCGUCCUCCGUGCCUAACUCGGACAUAUCAACGGCAGCGUCGCCCGCCUCCGUCUCCGCAGCGGCCACCGCUGCCUCACAGCCGGCGCCUUCGCCCGCGUCCCCAGCCGACGCGCUCGUCGAAGAGCUCGCCCAACUAGUGCGGCAGAACGCCGGCGUGAUGCUCGCCGUACCCACAGCUUCCCACCUCAUACCACAAGACGCGACCUCCAAGCUCCCCAUUCCCCACCUCCCGGCCUCCGCCUUCCUCACCCGCCCUUCCGCGUCCCCCGCACCCGCUUCCUCCUCCUCCCCCUCCUCCCCGCCCUGCUCCCGCGCCUCCUCCUCUCCCACGCCCACCCACUCUUCCAACGCUCCGAGCUCAAGCCCGGCGCCGGUGAUCACCAUCGGCCCCUCCGGCCGGCCCAAGACGGACCACACGACGAUCGAGCGCCGCUACCGCACCAACCUCAACGCGCGCAUCCAGUCUCUCAAAGCCGCCGUGCCCGCGCUCCGCGUCGUCGAGUUCCAAAAGCAGAACUCCAACCAGGUCAGCAGCAGCGCCGGGAUCGUGAGCGGCCCGGUGGGCAACGAGUGGGGCGACGUGAUCGACGACCGCGGGUUCGUCGACGGCGUCAAAGUCGCGCGAAAAAUCAGCAAGGCGAACGUGCUCGGCAAAGCCGUCGAAUACAUCCGGGUGCUCAAGAAACGAGAGGCGCGGCUCGCCCGCGAACACGCCGGCCUCCGCGCGCUCGUGUGCGGGCUCGUCGGCGGCCCCGCGCUGCUGCGCGAGUGGGAACGCGAGUGGGUGGCCCGCUUCGGCGGGUGCGAGGCGGACGAGGUCGAGGGCGACGAGAUGGAGGGCGACGACGAGGACGAGGACGACGGCGAGGACGACGAGGACGGCGGGCGGGCGCGGAAGCGGCCGAAGGUGGCGGCGAAGAGGGAGAGGCCGGUGAAGAAGGAGAAGCCGGCGCCGGCCGUCGUGCCGCCCGCCGUGCCCGGUGCGCCGGAGAAGAGGAAGAGGGGGAGGCCGAGGAAGAACCCGCUGCCCGCACCCGCCGCGCCCCCUGCGGCGCAAGCGACGGUCGCCCCGCCCGUGGAGAUGGAGAGCUCGCCGUUCGUGGUGGCCGGGCAGCGGCAGUACGUCGCGAUGCGGCCCCCGGCGGGCAUGGAGGUGGAGAUGAUGAAGCGCGAAGACGACGGGGGUCAGUCGCGGGGCGCGCCGCGGUACCUCCUCGCGGCGUUCGCGUUCUUCUCCGUGUUCAACUCGCCGCUCGCGCCCUCGUACGCGUCCUCCGCGUCUUCGACUGCGGCGCAUCACGCGCAUACGGGCUCCGUGCGCACGCCCGCAUCCGUACCGGCGGCGGCGGAGGUGCACGGAUGGACGUGGCAGAGCGUGAUACAGGCGUUCCACCUUCUCGUCUCUGCGCUCGUGCUGCUGAGCAUCGUCCUGCCCUGGCUCCACCUCCCGAAGCGGCUGCGCGCGUCCAAGCUCGCGCUGUUCGCCUUGUCGCCGCUGGCGCUCGCCACGUCCUCGGCGGCCCCUCCGGCAGCGCGAGCCCGCCGGCGCGCUUCGACGUCGUCCGGCAGCGACUCCGACGGCGGCACACCCGCCCGCAAGCCGCGUUCUUACCAGGCCGUGGAGCUGCUCGACGCGCUCGCCCCGGCGCACCGCGGCGAAGCGGACGAGGCGCCGCGCCUGAGGCACGCGCUGGGCGUCAAAGCCGGCCUGCUCGGCCUCUUGCUGAACGGCGUGGGGGGCGCCAGCAAGAAGGAGCGCGGACGCGGCGUGUACGAGCUCCGCCAGCUCGAGCAGCGCGCGUGGGUCCGCCUGGGCGAGCUGGUCGCCGCUGACGAUAACGCGUCGGCCGGCGUGCGCGUGCAGACGUACUGGUGCAUGCGCUCGCGCAUCUCGCCCUACUCGGCGUCGCCGUCGGAUCUGUCCACGCUCGCGCUCGUCGUCCGCCCGCUGGCGGCCAUGCGCGGGAAAGCGGACGCGCUCUGGGCGCGCGCGCUCCGCGCCGGGCUCGUGCGUCCGCACGAGCGGCUGGUGCUCGGCGCGAUGUCCGUCGACGAGGCCGCGGCCGUGCUACGCGCCCGGCCGGCCGCUGCGAGGGCGGGGCAGAGCCCGCUCCGCGUCAUCGCGGCGCACGUCGUGCGCGGGAUGUUAAAGAGGCACGCGGCGCUUCUUUUCUCGAGAGCGGUGCUCGAGGACGAGGCGGAUGAUGGUGCCGGGGAGGACGCGGAGAAGGCGAUGGAGGAGGAGGAGGAGGAGCGGAGGGUCGCGAUCGCCGCCGGCGUGUCGCUCGGCGGAGAGACGGCGGAAGUCGCGGAGAUGCUCGACGCGGCGUGGGCCUGCCGAGUCGGCGAGGACGAGUCGUCUGCGCUGCCGCUGGACCGCGAUGGAGGUGAUGAAGAAGACGACGUGAAGCCGCUCGUCCGCGCGCUGGCACUCUACCGUCACGUCUUCCCGUCGCGCAUCUCGGCCGCGGACGCGCACGGCCCGGCGGUCGUGCUAUCGCCACCUACCGCACCCGCGUUGGUGCGCCGCAGCCUAAGGCGGCUGCUCGACCUCGACUGCUUUGAGGGAGAGGGGAUCGAGGAUGCGAACUUGCGCGCCGCGCUCGGCGAGGCCAAGGACCGCGCAAACGAUAUGCUCGUCGAGCUCGAGCGGGCCGCUGCGCGCGCUGCGUUCUAG
This is a messenger RNA of Punctularia strigosozonata HHB-11173 SS5, 3332 nucleotides long. RefSeq lists its product as uncharacterized. The record is from RefSeq and is a predicted model, not a curated record. NCBI's taxonomy places the organism in Eukaryota, Fungi, Basidiomycota, Agaricomycetes, Corticiales, Punctulariaceae. The transcript is spliced from 5 exons. The coding region runs from base 48 to 3332 and encodes 1094 amino acids. Gene Ontology annotation, molecular function: protein dimerization activity.